This is a messenger RNA of Triticum dicoccoides, 1840 nucleotides long. RefSeq names its product 5'-nucleotidase SurE-like. The transcript is spliced from 9 exons. The record is from RefSeq and is a predicted model, not a curated record. NCBI's taxonomy places the organism in Eukaryota, Viridiplantae, Streptophyta, Magnoliopsida, Poales, Poaceae. Gene Ontology annotation, molecular function: nucleotidase activity. Bases 112 to 1422 code for a protein of 436 amino acids.
CUCCAUUUUCCUCCUCCGCUUCGCCUGGAACAUUUGCCUCUUCCUCCCUCCCUCCGUACCCCCCUCCCCCUCUCUCUCUCCCAACGCCCGUCCAUCUCUCCGGCGAAACCGAUGGCCGCGAGCUCAGGCGACGAGUCCCGGAGGCCCAAUCCCCUCCCCUCGGGGCUCGUGUCCAAUCUGCAGUCCGUCCUCGCCUCCCGCCGCCCGCCUUCGCCCGAGGACGCCGGCUCCACCGCGGCCGAGGCCGAGGCCCCGACAGCGGAGACGGCGGCCGAUGACGCGCCGGCUAAGCCUGUCGUACUUCUGACCUGCGCCGGCGGGAUCCAGUCGCCGGGUCUCGUGGCGCUCGUCGACGCCCUCGUCAAGGGCGGCCGAUGCGACGUCCACGUGUGCGCCCCUGAAUCGGACAAGCCUGUCUGUGGUCACUCCAUUACCAUCCGGGAGACUGUGUCUGCGACAUCCGUCCAUUUUACAGGGGCGAAGGCUUUUGAGAUAUCAGGGACGCCUGUGGAUUCUAUCUCAUUGGCAUUAUCUGGGAGGCUAUUUUCUUGGUCGGCACCUGCUUUGGUGAUCAGUGGUAUCAAUACUGGGUCAAACUGCGGCUAUGAGAUGUUCCACUCUUCUGCCAUUGCUGCUGCAAGAGAGGCUUUAAUGUGUGGGGUACCUUCAAUUGCAAUCUCAUUGAAUUGGAAGAAGGAUGAAACCAAAGACAAUGACUUCAAGGAUGCAGCUGGGCUGUGUUUGCCACUGAUACAUGCUGCCUUGGCAGAUAUUGAGAAGGGAACUUUCCUCAAAGGGUGCCUGCUGAAUGUUGGGGUUCCAAGCUCGCCAGCUGCAAAUAAGGGUUUCAAGUUGACCAAGCAAAGCAUAUACAGUCCUGCUCAAAGCUGGCAAGCUGUGUCGACAAGUAGGCUUCAACCUGCUGCUCACUUCAUGGGCAUGCAUCAAAGCCUCGGUAUUCAGCUCGCACAGCUUGGGAAGGAUGCUUCUGCAGCAGGAGCUGCACGCAGAGGUAAUACUCAGCGGAAGACAGUUGAGGUCGAGUCUGUUGCAGCUGCAGGGAAGCAACAAGCUCGAGAAGUAGUGAAGAAAUCUUUCCGUGCCGAGUUCCUCGAGAAGCUGCACAAAGAUUUGGAUGACGAUAUCGAUGUGAGAGCCUUGGAAAAUGGAUUUGUGAGAUCUCUCUCUCUCUCUCUCUCUCUCUCUCUCUCUCUGUGUGUGUGUGUGUGUGUGUGUGUGUGUGUGUGUGUGUGUGCUGUGUUCUUCAGGUGCCUAAUCGUUUCCCCCUUCUACAACCUACAGAUAUCUGUCACUCCUCUGAAUGUGCACGGCCAUGUCGAGUCUGAACUCGAAGCUCCAGCGUCAGACUGGCUGUCAGCAGCUGUGGCUGUAUCCGAAGAAAAGGAAGCUCCAGCGACCUAACAAACACGCAGAAAUGUACACUGUAGGUGCUUUAGUCCUUGCCUUGGUGUCCAUCUCCUCUCCCCUUGCUUUAUUGGCUUGAUUCUUGUCUGUCUUUUGCAUUCCAUGCUUGUUCAGUGCAGUCUUUAUUUUUGUUGGUCUUCUCCGACGAUUGCCGAUUUUCUUCGUCAUGUAAAAUGAUUUGAUGCUGGAGCCCCUACAGUUUCGAAGUGAUCAUGUAGGCGACUGCAUCUACUAGACAAAUACUGCCACUCCCCACUAUUUUUUCAGUGUGGUUUGUUCCAGAAAGGUGGUGUGUCACCGGAUGGGUGUGAUUGAUUUUUGAUUUGUACCUUCUGGACCAUGUCGUACGAAAAUAUUUUGACCACAUGUAACCUGAAAUGCAGUUUCAGCAAUUUAGUUUGUUGGUCUCUCUUGA